Messenger RNA from Solanum lycopersicum (tomato), 3360 nucleotides. RefSeq names its product glucomannan 4-beta-mannosyltransferase 9. Lineage: Eukaryota; Viridiplantae; Streptophyta; Magnoliopsida; Solanales; Solanaceae. Gene Ontology annotation, molecular function: mannan synthase activity. Gene Ontology annotation, cellular component: Golgi apparatus. The record is from RefSeq and is a predicted model, not a curated record.
ACAACCAAUUUAAAGUAUAUAUAUUUUGUGUGUAUAUAAAGUUCAAGUUUUCAAUUUAGAUGAAUGAAUCAUUAUGUGGGGUUAGUUUUAUCUCAAAGCCUUCAUCCAAAGGCUCUUUACUUUGUUUCUUCUUAGUCAAGUUUUUGCUUGGCAAAUAAGCAAAAAUCAAAGGCUUUCUUCCCACUAAAACUUAAAGCACAUAUUGUAUAUAUCAUUGCUCUUCUUGUCUUAAAGCACAUAUUGCAUAUAUCAUUGCUCUUCUUGUCUUAAAGCAACAUAUUUAUAUUCCUACACACAUUCACUCUCACACAUUUAUAAAACCUCAUAAGUUUUCAUUCUUGAUACUCGAAACUCUCAUAUCUUAGUUAUUAUCUUCAACGCGACAAUUCUAAUCGCCUUCCUUAUGGACGCGAUCUUCUCUUCGUCUCAAGCUUUGUUGAAUGCUCAUAGUGGCAUUACUAACCAUGUUGGAUUCAUUUGGCAACAAACUAGAACUCCUUUGGUUGUACAAUUUCUAAGAUUAAUUUUAUAUGUUUGUUUGGCCUUAUCAUUUAUGUUAUUUGUUGAGAGACUUUACAUGGGAAUUGUCAUAGCAUUUGUAAAGUUGUUUAGAAGAAAACCAGAGAAGAAGUACAAGUGGGAGCCACUUAAAGGCGAUUUGGAAUUAGGAAAUUAUUCAUAUCCUAUGGUUUUAGUGCAAAUACCAAUGUGCAAUGAAAAAGAGGUGUAUCAAUUGUCCAUUGGAGCAGCUUGUAACCUUUCAUGGCCAGCCAAUAGAAUUUUCAUCCAAGUUCUUGAUGAUUCUACUGACCCUACAAUUAAGGCGUUGGUGGAGCAAGAGUGCAGGAGAUGGGCAAGCAAAGGAGUUAACAUUAAGUAUGAGAUAAGAGAUAACAGGAAAGGGUACAAAGCUGGGGCUCUUAGAGAAGGAAUGAAGCAUAGUUAUGUGAAGCUUUGUAGUCAUGUAGCCAUCUUUGAUGCUGAUUUUCAACCCGAGCCCGAUUUCUUGGAGCGUAGCAUCCCGUUUCUGGUGCACAACCCUGAAAUCGGACUCGUUCAAGCUCGUUGGGAAUUUGUGAAUGCUGAGGAGUGUUUGAUGACAAAAAUGCAAGAAAUGUCAUUUGGUUACCAUUUCACAGUGGAGCAAGAAGUUGGAUCUACAGCUCAUGCAUUUUUUGGCUUCAAUGGCACUGCUGGAGUUUGGAGAAUGUCAGCUCUUAUUGAGGCAGGGGGAUGGAAAGACAGAACAACUGUGGAAGACAUGGAUCUAGCAGUACGAGCCGGUUUAAAUGGCUGGAAAUUCGUCUAUGUUGAUGACCUUAAGGUGAAAAGUGAAUUGCCAAGCACGUUUAGGGCCUAUCGCAAUCAGCAACACAGAUGGUCUUGUGGACCUGCUAAUCUUUUCAGAAAAAUGGCAAUGGAAAUUGCAACUAACAAGAAAGUUUCUGUAUGGAAGAAAUUUUACCUGAUUUACAGCUUCUUCUUUGUACGAAAGAUCAUAGCACACGUCGUGACAUUCAUCUUAUAUUGUGUUGUUAUUCCUGCAACGAUUUUCAUCCCUGAAGUUCAAGUACCUCGAUGGGGAACUAUAUACAUUCCUACAGCUAUCACUGUUCUCAAUAUACUUGGCUCCGCAAGAUCAAUGCAACUGGUGGUAUAUUGGAUCCUGUUUGAGAAUGUAAUGUCCCUUCAUCGGACAAAGGCAAUGCUCAUUGGUCUUUUUGAAUCGGAGAGAGUGAAUGAAUGGAUAGUAACAGAGAAACUCGGAGAUGCUCUUAAGACCAAAAAGGGCUCAAAAGCACUGAAGAGACUUCAGUUUCGAGUUGGAGAGAGGGUACAUGUUCUUGAGCUUUUCGUUGGGUUGUACCUGCUGUUUUGUGGGUGGUACGACUACUCGUUUGGAAGGAACAAGUUCUAUGUAUACCUCUUACUCCAAGCUAUGGCGUUUUUCGUUGUUGGUUUUGGUUAUGUUGGUGUUUUUGUUCAUGAAUAGUAGCUUGAUAUUCUUUUAUACCACAAUGUGUAUAAGCAACUAAGAUCAUGCUUUACUUGUAUUUGUUUUUUGUUUUUUUGGUUCUUUUUCAUUAUUUGUGAAUGAGCAAGGCAUAAGAGAAUUCUAUAAUUGAUUAAUUUCAUAGACAAACCACAGUCGACUAUAUAUUUGUAGUAAAAAAUUCACUGAAUAUUCAUAAAAAUAUAGAAUUGUGAACGCACUUUUUAUUGUAUAUAUUAGCUUGAAGUUAGAGCCAAAACCCAUAAGCUUCAAAGCCUGAAUUCGCUUAUAAAGAGUUUAUUGUCUGUCUAUUCAUUCGUACAUUUGUUUGGUAAAAAGAAAUCCAAGGUCCUACGAUAAACGUAUUCACGAAAUCAACAUUCAUGCAGCCACCUAAGCAAAGAUAUUAUUUUUGGUUUCCCACCCGGUACCCGGUGUCUAGUAACCCCGACUAGAUCCGGACUCAUACGAGAGUCCAACAUUAGAAAGUAAAGUACUUUGUCAUAGGGCUCAAGCGUAAAACCUCUAGCAGUAGAAUUAAAACGUCUGCAAUUUCAAAUAUGAUGAAUGCAUAUUUCAAACAUCAUGUUUUUGGGACCUAUCCAAUUUCUCCAGACAUUUUUAUCAGUAAAAUGCAGAAAAACAUAUUUCAACAACAUAAACUGCAUCUUAGGAGGAUUUGGAUUAAUCUAUUGAAGAAAAUCAAAGGCCUCUAAAUGAUUCAAUUCAUGGAAGUCAUGAGAAACUGCUGGACGCAAAUGCGAAAGAGAUAACAGAUGGCACUCAUGCCAAUCCAGAAACACAAGCUUAACUGAGAUUUCGAGAAGUCACGUACAGGCAGUGAUGAAGCCAGGAAUUCUAACAAGGAAACUCGAAAAAUGUAAAACAUCACGAGUAGUAAGAUUUGAAAUUGUAAACUAGAACAACCUCUAUCAGUACACAAGAAUCCUCUCUUAUGUCAAAGAAAUUCAAACAGUUUAUAUAUAAGCAAAAAGAAGACAUUUUUCCCUAGACAGUAUUAUCUACUGAUAAAGGGGAUUCAGUUGACCACCUCGCGUCCACCUAAAUCUGCUACUGGAUAUUGGAAGCUCACAGAGGCUAUAGACUAAACACAAGGGAACUAUCCGGGAGAAGUUCGUUCAACAGAGAAGUUUAACUAGACAACAGCUUCCCCCCGGAACGAAGUCCCAAAUCUAAUGUAAGCAGAUACAGACUGCACAAACAUAUCUGCAAUCCAUUCCAGUGAAUAACUUGACAACCACACAUUCAGUAACAACAUUUAGAGGGUUCAGUGUCAAAUUUCCGUUGCUGCACAUUAUUAAUAAAUCAAUAUUCAGACUGGACCUAUUCAGACACCAAAAAACAAA